Molecule: messenger RNA, 1912 nt
Organism: Myripristis murdjan (pinecone soldierfish)
Lineage: Eukaryota; Metazoa; Chordata; Actinopteri; Holocentriformes; Holocentridae
Product: N-acyl-aromatic-L-amino acid amidohydrolase (carboxylate-forming) B-like
Exons: 9
Coding region: 646-1575 (309 amino acids)
Cellular component (GO): cytosol
Molecular function (GO): aminoacylase activity; hydrolase activity, acting on ester bonds
Source: RefSeq, a predicted model, not a curated record
UGAAUAAUGAAUUCUAAUGAGUAAAGUGGGGCUUGUUUGAAAACCCUCAGUUGUCAUUAAAUGUAAUGAUAAGACAAGGUGAAACAUUAUUGACUCCUGUGUGGAAAUUAUGUCAUUGCAGCAGCAAAUAUAAAAUGAUACAACUAUAAUAUGUAUAAUUAAAAAUAUGAACAAUAACAUUAAAAAUAAUAAUGAAAAUAUAGAAUGUAAGCACAAAGCAAUAAAUCAACAGAAAAAAUAUGAAAAAAAAGCAAAAAAAAAUGUAAACAAUAGCUGCAGAAUGUUAUGUGUAUGCAUAAAUAAAAGCCAGUAAUUAAACAACAACAACAACAACAAAGGCCCCCUGGCAUAAGAGAAUCAGAAGAGACUCAGGUACACAAACUCACCUCCAACAUUUCAAUAAUUCUUCAACAGAUCAGCAACUACACACACCUUAGUCUCCAAAAAAAUUGCCAUGCAUUAACUCAGCAGUUAAGACCAAUAUUUCUGUAUAUGCUUUGUUUGUUUGUUUGUUUGUUCGUUGCUGAGGUGAAAGAAGAUCCCAGCCAUUACUAGGGCUUUUUGGGAUACUCAGCUUUCCCCAGUGAGUCACAGUUUAAAGACUGAAAAGGUGAAUGCUGGGCAGAGUUAAACUUUUAAAGAAAGAUGGAGCACGUCUCUCUACCAGCCUUGUCCCGUGUUGCCAUUUGUGGUGGCACACAUGGAAAUGAGCUGUCAGGCGUGUGGAUUGUGAGGGAAAUGCAGAAACAGCAGGUAGAAAAAGUUGGAUCGAUCUCUAUAACCACAGUCAUGUCAAACCCCCGGGCUGUUGAGGCUUGCAAAAGAUACAUGGAAACAGAUCUCAAUCGUUGUUUCACAGAUGCCAUACUCAGUGCUCCAGUAACCGAUGUCACACCCUAUGAGGUGAGGCGAGCCCAUGAGCUGAAUGCUCAGCUUGGGCCUAAAGGCAGCCAAGAGGCCAUGGACCUGGUUUGUGAUCUCCACAACACCACUGCAAACAUGGGCCUGUGCGUCAUCUUCACCACCUUUAACUGGAUCAGCCUGCACAUCUAUAAAUAUCUUAAGAAGAGGAUAACCUCAGCCCCUGUGAGAUUAAUCCAUGUAGAUGUUCCCCUCAGUGACGCUCAUUCCCUGGACUCACUCGGCAAGAAUAACUUAUCAUUUGAGGUUGGUCCUCAACCAAAUGGAGUGGUCAGAGCUGAUAUCUACAACUUGAUGAAGGAGGCUUUGGACCAUUUAGUAGAUUGGGUUCAGGAAUUCAAUUCUGGAAUCACUUUUGAAGGUGGUGAAGUGGAGGCAUACGUUUUUGAAAAGAGUAUAGACUACCCAAGAGACCCUGACACCAAUGAGCUUACUGCAAUCAUUCACCCCCAGCUACAGGAUAAAGACUUCAUCCUUCUCAAACCAGGUGACCCCAUAUUCCUGUCAUUCUCUGGGGAGACGGUCAAGUAUGAGGGGAAAGAACUCUACCCAUUCUUUGUGAAUGAAUGUGCAUAUUAUGAGAAGCACAUUGCCUUCCAUUUAGCGCAGAAGACCAUUCUAACUAUCCCGUCUGUAAGUGUGGAAAAUGAUUAAAAUCAAGAGAAGAUGUAGACUUUAGUCAAUUCAAAUCAUGGAACUGCAGUACAUUUUUAUCAUUUUUUAUGAUCUCAAUAUUAUUGUACGCUGAUUUACAUGAAUGAAUAUGCUAAAUUAUGUAAUUAUGUUAAAAUUUCAAGUAAAUAAAUUUGAUGUUUUCAUAUUGUGGCACAAAUGCAAAUCCAAUACACAUGCAUUGUUGUUUAAGUGACCACAUGGAGUGUGUGUAUAGAGCUUCCAGACUUGGAUUUUUGUCACAUCCAAAGAUUUAGCAAAUUUCCAUAUUGGUUGAGCAGCUGAUUGCUAACAAUAAAAGAUAGAGGCUGUAUUAUGC